AAAACUGAAAUUGAAGAGAAGUGGGGAAUCAGAUCCAUUUCUUUGGAAGGGUCAGACGUCUGUGGAGGUCCAAUACUAGAAGAACCAAGUAAUAAGAACAUUCACAGUAGGAAGACACAGUGGAAAAGCUCUCCGGAGAUAAAGAUGGAGAAGAUUCACCUCACCAAAUAUCAACCAUUUCAUACAGAAGAGAAACGAUUUCAGUGCUUGGAGUGUGAAAAGCAAUUCAAUCUCAACACACAACUUAACUUGCAGAAAGGAAUUCACACAGGCGAGAAGCCCCUUAAAUUCUUUGAAUGUGGGAAGGUUCUCACUCAAAGCAUGAGCCUUAAAAGUCAUCAAGGAAUCCACACUGGGGAGAAGCCAGUAGUCUCAGUAUGUGGAAAUAAUUUCAGUCAGCUCAUGACCCUGAAAGCACAUAAAAAUAUCCACACAGCGGAGAAGACCUGCAAAUGCUCUGAGUGUGGGAAAAGUUUCAAUGUAAACCUUAAAUUACAUAAAAGAAUUCACACAGGGGAGAAGCCCUAUAGAUGCUUAAACUGCGGAAAGGGCUUUGCUCGCAGCAUAGACUUUAAGCGACAUCAAAGAACUCACACAGGGGAGAAGCCCCAUGAAUGUCCAGAGUGUGGAAAGAGCUUUGCUCAGAGUGGACACCUUAAGCGACAUCAAAGCACUCACACAGGGGAGAAGCCCCAUGAAUGUCCAGAGUGUGGAAAGAGCUUUGCUCAGAGUGCACAUCUUAAGCGACAUCAAAGAAUUCACACAGGGGAGAAGCCCUAUCAAUGCUUAGACUGCGGAAAGAGCUUUGCUCGCAGCACACACAUAAAACGACAUCAAAACACACACACAAGGGAGAAACCCUAUGAAUGUCUAGAGUGUGGAAAGAGCUUUGCUCAGAGCACAGACCUUAAGAAACAUCAAAGAAUUCACACAGGCGAAAAGCCUUAUCAAUGUCUAGAGUGCGGAAAGAGCUUUGCUCGCAGUGCACACCUUAAGCAACAUCAAAGCACUCACACAGGUGAGAAGACCUAUCAAUGCCUAGAGUGCGGAAAGAACUUUGCUCACAGUAGACAUCAUAAGUCACAUCAAAGAAUUCACAUGGGGAGAAGCCCUAUGAAUGCUUGAGAGUGUGGAAAGGGCUUUGCUCAGAGCACAAACCUUAAGGAACAUCAAAGAAUUCAUAUGGAGGAGAGGGAAUAAAAGUGCACGGGGUGUGGAAAGCAAUUCAAUCAGAGGUUGCUUGAGUAAAUGAUCUAUUUAGGUGAGGAGCGGUAUAAAUGCUUUGAAUGUGCAGAGCACUUUCUUCAGAAGACACACUAACUUGCCUCAAAAAUUUACUCAGGAGAACAAGGCCUUUCCUG
Molecule: messenger RNA, 1361 nt
Organism: Elgaria multicarinata webbii
Lineage: Eukaryota; Metazoa; Chordata; Lepidosauria; Squamata; Anguidae
Product: zinc finger protein 239-like
Exons: 1
Coding region: 145-1125 (326 amino acids)
Source: RefSeq, a predicted model, not a curated record